AUGUCCACCGAAACAAUUACAACAAUCUCGCCCACAACCAACAAACCAAUCCUCACCCGCCAGGGCCCCUCAGACUCAGACCUCACCUCCAUCCCGCAGCGAGCACACAAAGCCUUUCUGAAAUACCGCAAAACACCUCUGGCCGACAGGAAGAAGAUAGUCAGCAAAGCCCUCGAACUCAUCAAUGACCGCCAAGAUGACCUGGCGAAAGAAAUCACAGAACAAAUGGGUCGUCCCAUCGCCUACACAGCCAAGGAAGUCACGACCGCCGUAGCACGAGGCGAAUACCUGGUCAAGAUUGCGGAGAAAGCACUUGAGGAUACGCCUGGAGAACCACAAGAGGGUUUCGAGAGUGUUAUUCUUAAGCCCUCACCUCAGACACCUACGAUUGCCGAGCAGGUCCACAAGAUUUUUGUCGAAGCCGGACUGGACGAGGAUGUAAUUCAAUACUUCCACUGCGGCGACUUUACCAAGAUCGAGAAAAUGGUCCAAGCGCCUGAAAUCUCCCUCGUCUGCUUCACCGGCUCCGUGCAAGGCGGUCUCGCUGUACAGAAAGCGGCGGCGGGAAGAGUAGAUUGCCGCGUCGGGCUCGAGCUCGGCGGAAAGGACCCAGCCUACGUCCGUUCAGACGUAGAUCUCGCCUGGGCAGCGGAUGAGAUCGUCGAUGGCGCCGUCUUCAACAGUGGCCAAUCCUGCUGCAGUAUCGAGCGCGUCUACGUCCACGCCAGCAUCCAUGACGACUUUGUCAAGGAAGUCCAAAAAGUCUUGGCGGGCUACAAACUAGGCGAUCCCAACGAAAAAGAUACAAACGUCGGGCCCGUGAUCAGUAAAGCCGCUAAAGCGCGGAUUCAGGACCAGAUCGACGAUGCGGUGAACAAAGGAGCGAAGAACGCAACGCCAGAGAACAAAUCCUUUGCCUCCCCUCCCAAGGAAGGCAACUACAUCCCUCCCGCCCUCCUCACCCAAGUCACGCACUCCAUGCAAAUCAUGCGCGACGAAACCUUCGGCCCCAUCAUCCCCAUCCAAUCCGUCGCCUCAGACUCCGAAGCCAUCGCCCUCAUGAACGAUUCGAAUUUCGGUCUUACAGCCUCCAUCUGGACGAGAGACAACGCCAAAGGCCAGGAACUCGCGCAAGAGGUUGAGGCGGGAACGGUGUUUGUCAAUCGAGCGGACUAUCCCGCACCGGAUUUGGCGUGGGUGGGGUGGAAGGAGAGUGGGAAGGGGCAGACGUUGAGUGCGUUUGGGUUUGAGCAAUUUUCCCGCUUGAAGAGUUUGCAUUUCAAGGAUUAUCCUACGCAAUAG
Molecule: messenger RNA, 1302 nt
Organism: Recurvomyces mirabilis
Lineage: Eukaryota; Fungi; Ascomycota; Dothideomycetes; Mycosphaerellales; Teratosphaeriaceae
Exons: 2
Coding region: 1-1302 (433 amino acids)
Molecular function (GO): oxidoreductase activity, acting on the aldehyde or oxo group of donors, NAD or NADP as acceptor
Source: RefSeq, a predicted model, not a curated record